GCAGCCAGCCAGUCAACCAACCAGGCGGGCAGGCAGGCAGGCAGACAGGCAGCCCGCGUCGUACAUGCGUAGAUAGGAGAAGAAUAAAGUUUAAUUAAUUGGGAUCGAAAAAAAGUCUUUAUGACCAUCGCGAUGGCUACCGGUUAACAACCAGUGUGAACAUAAAGUGCAACGAGUUGAUUGCCUUCAAGAACGGAUGUCCUCGUGUACGCCAGAAGGAACAGCUGCCAGCACUUCGUCCACGUCUGAUUAGACAAAAGUAAAAUAUGUUUCCAGCUUUGUCGGACGUCCUGAUUGGCUGAAUAUUGCGAGAGACUUUCAAACCCUAGGCAAUCCCUAUUCGAUAGCUAAUAGGCAACAAGCUCUUAUAUGAUUUAAUAUUACCAGAUUAUUCUACAGAUGUAUACAUAUAUCUCUUGCACAUGCUUUUCCCUAACCUCGAAAAUUUCCGUCAGAGUUGAUGAGAUACAUAUGUAUAUAUUUGCGAAAUUAUAAAAUUAUAAACACGAUAAAAAUCGACAAUAAAGAUAUUUUAUAAAAAUCAUUGAAUUUCCACAAUGGCCAUGCAAGUCCCAGCUGAUGUGGAUGCUGAUCAAAUAAAAUCUUUCCGAGACUUUUUGACUUCGUAUAAUAAACUCUCAGAAAUUUGCUUUGUCGAUUGUGUAACAGACUUCACGACGCGAGAAGUUAGAGCCAAAGAAGAGAAAUGCGCUCUUAAUUGUAUGGAAAAGUACUUGAAAAUGAAUCAAAGAGUGUCUCAACGUUUCCAAGAAUUUCAAAUAACUGCUAACGAAAAUGCUAUGGCAGUUGCUAAGAGACAAAGUCAGGCAAAUUAAAUUUAGUAAUAAAAUUACAAAUCAAUGGACUUUAUCAUGAAAGAUCUCCUAUCAUAAUCUUACAUCUUGUUAUAAAAUAAGAUUACAAGAAACAUUUCAUUUUCUCUGGAUACUGUUAAUUCAAGUCAAUUUAUUGAGUGUUUGUAUAAUAUAUAGA
This is a messenger RNA of Camponotus floridanus (Florida carpenter ant), 993 nucleotides long. It is a transcript of the gene Tim9a, whose product is annotated as mitochondrial import inner membrane translocase subunit Tim9. NCBI's taxonomy places the organism in Eukaryota, Metazoa, Arthropoda, Insecta, Hymenoptera, Formicidae. The coding region runs from base 558 to 836 and encodes 92 amino acids. The record is from RefSeq and is a predicted model, not a curated record. The transcript is spliced from 4 exons.